GCCGCCGCCCGCGCGCAUGCGCCGCCGGAGCGCGAGGGUCGGCUUCGGGUGUUUGGUGGCGGCAGAGCGGAGCUGCGAGGCCCGAGAGUCAGAACCUGGGGGAGAGGGAUGGUCUCUGCACCGGGGGGAGCCGGAGGAGCCGCCGCCGCUGCCGACGCCACCGCCGCAGCCGCCGCCGCCGCCCCGGCGCCCGCCUCCCUGCGCUGACGGCCGAGUACGAAGCCGGCGAGGGGGAGCCAGCCACCGCGGUCGCCGGCACACCGCCCAGCAUGGUCCGGGAAACCAGGCACCUCUGGGUGGGAAACUUACCGGAGAACGUGCGGGAAGAGAAGAUCAUCGAGCAUUUCAAACGAUAUGGCCGCGUGGAAAGUGUCAAAAUUCUCCCCAAGCGGGGGUCUGAAGGAGGAGUGGCUGCCUUUGUGGAUUUUGUGGACAUCAAAAGUGCACAGAAAGCUCACAACUCCGUCAACAAAAUGGGAGACAGAGACCUUCGCACGGAUUAUAAUGAACCAGGCACUAUUCCGAGUGCUGCUCGCGGGCUGGAUGAUACAGUUUCCAUAGCAUCUCGGAGUAGAGAGGUUUCUGGGUUCAGAGGAAGUGCUGGAGGGCCAGCUUAUGGUCCCCCACCAUCACUUCAUGCACGAGAAGGACGCUAUGAGCGGAGACUUGAUGGGGCUUCAGAUAACAGGGAGCGUGCUUAUGAACAUAGUGCCUAUGGACACCAUGAACGGGGGACAGGAGCAUUUGAUCGGACAAGACAUUACGAUCAGGAUUACUAUAGAGACCCUCGGGAGCGGACCUUACAGCACGGGCUCUAUUACACUUCUCGGAGUCGAAGUCCAAACCGCUUUGAUGCUCAUGACCCCCGAUACGAACCUAGGGCUCGGGAGCAGUUUACACUGCCCAGUGUGGUACACAGGGAUAUCUACAGGGACGACAUUACCCGGGAGGUGCGAGGCAGAAGGCCGGAGCGCAGUUACCAGCACAGCAGGAGCCGCUCACCACACUCGUCCCAGUCUAGAAACCAGUCCCCACAGAGGCUGGCCAGCCAAGCGUCCAGACCCACCAGGUCCCCCAGCGGCAGCGGCUCCAGGAGUCGAUCCUCCAGCAGUGACUCCAUCAGCAGCAGCACCACCACCAGCACCGACAGCGACUCCAGCAGCACGGCCAGUGAUGACUCUCCGGCCCGCUCGGUUCAGUCGGCUGCGGUUCCUGCACCCACUUCCCAGUUGCUUUCGUCUCUUGAAAAAGAUGAGCCUCGGAAAAGUUUUGGGAUCAAAGUUCAGAAUCUUCCAGUACGCUCUACAGAUACAAGCCUUAAAGACGGCCUUUUCCAUGAGUUUAAGAAGUUUGGCAAGGUGACUUCAGUGCAGAUCCACGGGGCCUCCGAGGAGAGGUACGGCCUGGUGUUCUUCAGGCAGCAAGAGGACCAAGAGAAAGCACUGACAGCAUCGAAGGGAAAACUCUUCUUUGGCAUGCAGAUUGAGGUGACUGCCUGGGUAGGACCAGAGACAGAGAGUGAAAAUGAGUUCCGGCCCCUGGACGAGAGGAUAGACGAAUUCCACCCCAAAGCCACAAGAACUCUCUUUAUUGGCAACCUUGAAAAAACGACCACUUACCAUGACCUUCGCAACAUUUUUCAGCGCUUUGGAGAAAUUGUGGACAUUGACAUUAAGAAAGUGAACGGAGUUCCUCAGUAUGCGUUCCUGCAGUACUGUGACAUUGCUAGUGUGUGUAAGGCCAUCAAGAAGAUGGAUGGAGAGCACCUUGGAAACAACCGCCUCAAGCUGGGUUUUGGAAAGAGCAUGCCUACCAACUGUGUAUGGCUAGAUGGGCUUUCUUCAAACGUGUCCGAUCAGUACUUAACGCGGCAUUUCUGCCGCUACGGGCCUGUGGUAAAGGUAGUGUUUGACCGCUUGAAAGGCAUGGCUCUGGUUCUCUACAGUGAGAUCGAGUACGCACAGGCAGCUGUCAAGGACACCAAGGGCAGGAAACUCGGUGGGAAUAAGAUCAAGGUGGACUUUGCAAAUCGGGAAAGCCAGCUGGCAUUUUAUCACUGCAUGGAGAAGUCCGGUCAAGAUAUGAGAGACUUCUAUGAAAUGCUGACAGAGAGAAGAGAGGAACGAAGAGGCUCCUAUGACUACAGUCAAGACCGGACCUACUAUGAGACCGUCCGCACUCCAGGCGCCUACCCCGAGGACUCCAGGAGGGACUACCCAGCCCGGGGGAGAGAGUUUUACCCAGAGUGGGAGACGUACCAGGGAGAGUACUAUGAGUCCCGGUACUACGAUGACCCUCGGGAGUACAGAGAGUACAGGAGUGACCCUUACGAGCAAGACAUCCGGGAAUACAGCUACAGGCAGAGGGAGCGCGAGCGGGACAGAUUUGACUCUGACCGCGACCAUGAGAGGAGACCCAUUGAGCGAAGUCAGAGUCCCGUGCACUUGCGUCGUCCACAGAGCCCUGGCGUGUCUCCUGCACAUUCGGAGAGAUUGCCAAGUGACUCUGAGAGGAGGCUCUUCCGCCGGUCCUCAGAGCGGAGCGGAAGCUGCAGCUCAGUGUCCCCCCCACGGUACGACAAACUGGAGAAGGCUCGAUUGGAACGCUAUACAAAAAAUGAGAAGACAGAGAAGGAACGAACUUUUGAUCCUGAGAGGGGAGAGAGGGAGAGACGAAUAAUUCGCAAGGAAAAAGGAGAAAAGGACAAACCUGACAGGCAGAAGCGAAAAGGAAAAGCCCAUUCUCCUAGUUCUCAGUCUUCCGAAACAGAGCAGGAAAAUGAGCGAGAGCCCAGCCCCGAGAAACCGCGGGGUUCUACCAAACUGAGCAGAGAGAGGGCUGACAAGGAAGGGCCAGCCAAGAACCGCCUGGAGCUCAUGCCCUGCGUGGUCCUGACCCGCGUAAAGGAGAAGGAGGGCAAGGUCAUCGACCACCCACCCCCGGAGAAGCUCAAAGCCAGGCUCGGCCAUGACACCCCUAAGGCGUCGGCCCUGGACCAGAAAUCUCAGGCCUCUCAGGGGGAGCCUGCCAAGCCGGACGCGUCUAAGGUGGACUCUGCCAGGGGAAAGGCGCUGAGGGAAAAGGCCCUUUCGAGCCACGCGGAGGUCGUGGAUAAGGAGGGCAGACCUAAGCUCAGGAAGCACCUCAAGCCCGAGCAGACGCCUGAGCUGAGCGCCCUGGACCUGGAGAAGCUGGAAGCGAGGAAGAGGCGCUUUGCAGAUUCCAGCUUGAAAAUAGAAAAGCCAAAACCAGAAGUCAGGAAAACCAGCCCUGAGGCAGAGGAUGCUCGCGCGCUUUUAAAGAAGCAGCCGGACGCAUCAAAAGAGGGUGUUUUGCUGAGGGAGGGAGAGUCAGAAAGAAAGCCUGUGAGAAAAGAAAUCCUUAAAAGGGAAUCAAAAAAAACUAAGCUGGAAAGACUUAAUUCAGCUCUUAGUCCCAAAGACUGCCAGGAGCCUGCUGUUGUCUCCACAGGGUCUGGCUCUCGGCCCAGCUCAGACGCACACGCAGGACCAGGCGAACCAAUACCCGGAUCUGUGGAGACGCAAGAAGCCCAGCCCAAAAAAGCUAUCCCCUCAAAACCUCAGCUCAGACAGCUGCAGCUCCUCGAUAGCCAAGGGCCUGAGAAAGAGGAAAUGAGGAAAAACUACUGCCGCCGGCUUCCCGAGGAAGCGGAGCCCAGCGCCGGCCAGGAGAAGCCACACGGCGGAGUAACGGCUGAGGAGAAACUGGGCAUUGACAUUGACCACACGCAGAGCUACCGCAAGCAGAUGGAGCAGAGUCGCCGGAAGCAGCGGCUGGAGAUGGAGAUCGCCAAGGCCGAGAAGUUCGGCAGUCCGAAGAAAGAUGUGGAUGAGUACGAACGGCGCAGCCUGGUCCACGAGGUGGGCAAACCCCCUCAGGACGUCACCGAUGACUCCCCGCCCAGCAAGAAGCGGAGGACGGAUCAUGUGGACUUCGACAUCUGUACUAAAAGAGAGAGAAAUUACCGAAGUUCACGGCAGAUCAGUGAGGACUCAGAAAGAACCAGCUGCUCUCCCAGCGUCCGCCACGGCUCCUUCCACGAAGAGGAUGAUCCCCUAGGCUCCCCUCGGCUGGUGUCCGUGAAAGGUUCCCCUAAGGCGGAUGAGAAAGGUCUCCCCUAUUCUAACGUAACAGCGAGAGAAGACCUGUUAAAGUGUAAUCCUUACGAUUCUGGCAAGAGAGAACAGGCAGCAGACAUGGCCAAAUUAAAGCUGUCUGUCUUGAAUUCUGAAGGCGAACCAAACCGUUGGGACCCUCAACUGAAACAGGACCCCAGCCGGUUUGAUGUCAGUUUCCCAAACAGCGUAAUUAAGAGAGACAGUCUACGGAAAAGGUCUGUGCGGGAUCUGGAACCUGGUGAGGUGCCCUCCGAUUCUGAUGAGGACGUUGAGCACAGGCCCCAGUCCCCCAGGCCCUCCACCUUCUACGACAGCCCUCGGCUGUCUUUUUUAUUGAGGGACAGAGACCAAAAACUACGUGAGCGAGAUGAAAGGCUCUCUAGUUCUUUAGAAAGGAAUAAAUUUUAUUCUUUUGCACUAGAUAAGACAAUCACACCAGACACGAAAGCUUUGCUUGAAAGAGCCAAGUCCCUCUCCUCGUCCCGUGAAGAAAAUUGGUCUUUCCUGGACUGGGAUUCCCGCUUUGCUAAUUUUCGAAACAACAAAGAUAAAGAAAAGGUUGACUCAGCCCCCAGACCUAUUCCAUCCUGGUACAUGAAGAAGAAGAAAAUCAGGACGGACUCGGAGGGAAAACUGGACGAUAAGAAGGAUGAGCAUAGGGAGGAGGAGCAGGAGAGGCAGGAGUUGUUUGCCUCUCGGUUCUUACAUAGCUCCAUCUUUGAGCAAGAUUCCAAGCGACUGCAGCACCUCGAGCGGAAGAGUGAGGACUCCGACUUCCCUCCCGGGAGGCCGUACGGCAGGCCGGCCUCCGAGGGUGCCAGCAGCAGCAGUGACGCCGUCCAGGAGCCCGUGGUUCUGUUCCACAGCAGGUUCAUGGAGCUCACACGGAUGCAGCAGAGGGAGAAGGAGAAGGACCAGAAGCCCAGAGAGGCGGACAAGCAGCAGGACCCAGAGGCUCAUCCCAAGACCCCAGAGCCUGCCACUGAGACUAAAGAGCCGGAACCGAAAGCCCCCGCUGCAGCUGGGCUUCCUGCCGUCACCGCAGUGACACCUGAACCAGCGUCCUCGGCACCGGAGAAGGCCGAGGAAACCGCAGAGGCUCCUCCACUGGCAGGGGAGAAGCCCGUGGAGCCCAUUCCUGUCUUAGAAGAAGCAAAGCUCGUGUCUGAGCCGGCUUCUGUAUCCGUGGACCAGCCCAAACAGGUGGACGUGCCCCUCGGAGAGGACAGCCAUGACAGCGCUGCUGUGGCACCUUCGGCUCCUCAGGAAAGCGCAACUGCUGAUGCUGUCCCGUGUGUGGAUGCCGAGCCUCUGACUCCCGGAACCACAGUGCCCCAGGUAGAAAGCAGUGUAGACCCCAAACCCAGCAGUCCCCAGCCACUUCCAAAACCGAGUCAGAGGACUGAGGAAGCCGAAGAGCCCAGCGUGGAGAAGCCAGAGGCAGCUCCCAGCACUGAACCUGACGCCACGCAGAAAGCUGGAGUGGCGUCAGAAGUCGAGCCCCCAGCUUCUGAAGAUGUAGAAGCCAAUCCUCCAGUCACCGCCAAGGACAGAAAGACUAACAAAAGCAAGCGGUGCAAGACAUCGAGCCAGGCCGCCGCGGCGAGCACUGUGGAGAAGCCGGUCACCAGGAAGAGCGAGAGGAUAGACCGUGAGAAGCUGAAGCGCUCCAGCUCUCCUCGCGGGGAAGCACAGAAGCUGUUAGAACUAAAGAUGGAGGCAGAGAAGAUCACUCGGGCCGCGUCUAAAAGCUCCGGGGCAGACACGGAGCGCCCUGAGCCCAGCUUGCCUCUCAGCAGAACCAGGCGUCGGAAUGUGAGGAGUGUUUACGCCACCAUGGGCGACCAUGACCGCCGCUCUCCGGCCAGGGAGCCGACAGAGCAGCCCAGAGUGACCAGGAAGAGGCUGGAGCGGGAGCUGCAGGAGGCUGCGGGGCCUCCCACCACCCCCCGGAGGGGGAGGCCUCCUAAAACCCGCCGGCGUGUCGAGGGGGACGCUGACCAGGAGAGGAAAGAGCCGGCGGAGGCGCCCCGGCCCACUGAGGGCUGGAGGUCUCCCAGGGCUCAGAAACUGGCGGCUGCCAGUGGACCUCAGGGGAAAAGGGGGAGACCGGAGCAGAAGGCGGAGGCUGCUGCUGAGGCCAGCGCCCAGGCGAGCACGAGGGAAGGGAGCUCCAAGUCCAGGGGCGACAGGGAGGCAGCGAGUGAGCCGAAACGGGACCGGAGAGACGCCAGCACAGACAAGAACGGAGCCGGCACCUUCCCAGUGGAGGUCCUGGAGAGAAAACCUCCUGAGAAAACCUACAAAUCAAAGAGAGGCCGUGCCCGUAGCACCCGGUCAGCGAUGGACAGAGCAGCACAUCUGAAGAGCCUGGAAAUGGCCGCCAGGGCAGCAGCACAGGCAGCAGACAAGGAAGGUGGGCCUGGGUCAGCCUCUCCUGAGAAAAGUAAGAGCCCCCAAAAGGGAAGGGGCUCCUCACCUCAGCUGGCAGACAACCCAGCAGAUCCUGUCAAGGAAGUGGAGAAGGAAAGUGUGUCUGCCUCCACACUGUCGCCAGAAGCCACACAGCUAGCCAGGCAGACGGAGCUGGAGCAGGCUGUGGAGAACCUUGCAAAGCUCCCUGAGCCGUCCGCUAGUGCGGCUAACAAGGGGACAGCCGCAGGAGCGCCCGAAGAGCCUGCCCCUGAGCGUGGCCACAAGCCGGCACAGCAGGCAAGCGAAACUGAAUUGGCUGCGGCCAUCGGCUCCAUCAUCAGUGGCAGCCCUGGAGAGCCAGAAACCACCUCCGCUUCUCCUUCUGUUCCCCUGGGGUCUCAGACACAUCUACAGGAAGGAACGGAGCCGGGGCCCCAUGCGGCCGUGCCAGGAAUCCUGGAGACAGAGGCAGCAACAGAGUCUUCUGCCCCACACGUCAGUGCCUCAGACCCACCAGAAGGCUCUGCAGACACCAAGGAAGCCAGAGGAGACAGCAGUGAGUCUGUACAGGAAGCCAAGGGCUCGAAAGUGGAAGUCACCACUCCCAGGAAAGACAAGGGGCGGCAAAAGACAACGCGAUCACGCCGGAAAAGGAAUGCCAACAAGAAAGCAGUCGCCAUCGCAGAGACUCGUGCCUCUGAGGCUGAGCAGGCUCAGAGUGAGAGCCCUGCUGCUGAUGGGGUGGCAGCAGCACCCCAAGAAGCUUCCCAGGAAGAAGGACAGAGUGAGAAGCCUCACCCCCUUCCUGGGGAGUGUACUUCUGACCCAAGCAAGACCCCACCUGCUCAGAGUCUAUCCCGGGAAAACAGUGUUGAAGAGAAGACUCCAUGCAAAACCCCGGCCCCCCCUGACCUGCCCCCCCUCUCACAGCCCACACUGGUGGAUGACGAACCCCAAGCCAGGUUCAAGGUGCAUUCAAUCAUCGAAAGUGAUCCGGUGACCCCGCCCAGUGACUCAAGCAUAGCUCCACCCACAAUUCCUUUAGUGACCAUAGCCAAGCUCCCGCCUCCUGUCAUUCCUGGGGGAGUCCCGCAUCAGAGUCCCCCUCCUAAGGUGACAGAGUGGAUCACAAGACAGGAAGAGCCUCGGGCUCAGUCCACCCCAUCUCCGGCUCUGCCCCCAGACACAAAGGCCUCUGACAUGGACACCAGCUCCAGUACACUGAGGAAGAUCCUCAUGGACCCCAAAUACGUAUCUGCCACAGGAGUUACUUCCACAAGUGUCACCACAGCCAUUGCAGAGCCCGUGAGUGCCCCUUGUCUGCAGGAGGCGCCAGCCCCUCCAUGGGAACCUAAGCCUUCUCCCUUAGAAGAGAAGGCAGCAGCCGCAGUGUCAAGCGCUGACACACAAGCCUCAGAGGUCCCUGUCGCUGCUGACAAAGAGAAAGUGGCUCCAGUCAUCGCCCCGAAAAUCACGUCUGUUAUUAGCCGGAUGCCCGUGAGCAUUGACCUGGAAAACUCCCAGAAGAUAACGUUGGCAAAGCCAGCUCCUCAGACCCUGACUGGCCUGGUGAGUGCCCUGACUGGCCUGGUGAAUGUCUCUCUGGUCCCAGUGAACGCCUUAAAGGGGCCUGUGCAGGGCUCAGUGGCCACCCUGAAAGGUUUGGUGAGCACCCCUGCUGGGCCUGUGAACCUCCUAAAGGGACCCGUGAAUGUCCUCACAGGGCCUGUUAAUGUCCUGACCACUCCAGUGAGUGCCACAGUGGGCACGGUGAACGCUGCCCCUGGCGCCGUGACUGCUGCCUGUGGUGUGACGGCCACAACAGGCACAGCAGCCAUGACAGGUGCAGUGGCUGUCCCAGCAGCGAAGGGCAAGCAUCGGGCAAACAGCACCGAGAACAGCCGCCUCCACCCCGGGGCCAUGUCGGUGAUCGAUGACCGGCCGGCAGACACGGGCUCUGGCGCAGGGCUGCGAGUGAAUACUUCAGAGGGGGUCGUGCUUCUGAGCUACUCAGGACAGAAGACAGAAGGCCCCCAGCGCAUCAGUGCUAAGAUCAGCCAGAUCCCGCCGGCCAGCGCGAUGGACAUUGAGUUUCAGCAGUCAGUUUCCAAGUCCCAAGUGAAAGCCGACCCCAUCACCCCCACCCAGUCUGCACCCAAAGGCCCUCAGACCCCUGCAGCCUUUGCAAACAUGGCCGCCCAUUCUACUCUGGUGCUGACUGCUCAGACAUACAACGCCUCUCCCGUGAUCUCCUCUGUGAAGACGGACCGCCCGUCCUUGGAGAAGCCCGAGCCCAUCCACCUCUCGGUGUCCACGCCCGUCACCCAAGGUGGCACGGUGAAGGUCCUCACCCAGGGCAUCAACACCCCCCCAGUGCUGGUUCACAACCAGCUUGUCCUCACCCCCAGCAUAGUCACCACUAACAAGAAACUCGCUGACCCUGUCACUUUGAAAAUAGAGACCAAGGUCCUUCAGCCAGCUAACCUGGGGCCCACCCUCACUCCCCACCACCCUCCUGCCCUGCCUGGCAAACUGCCUGCAGAAGUGAACCACGGGCCUCCUGGGCCCAGCAACCCGGCAGAGCGAGCCAUUGCCCACUUGGCAACCACAAAACCAGACACUCACUGUCCUCGGCCUGCUGGGCCUGCCGCAGGCCCGUUCCCUAGGCCGUGCCACCCCAGCAGCACGACAUCCACAGCACUUCCCACCAAUGCCACUGUCAUGCUGGCUGCAGGCAUCCCGGUGCCACAGUUCAUCUCCAGUAUACACCCGGAGCAGUCUGUCAUCAUGCCCCCCCACAGCAUCACCCAGACCGUGUCCCUUGGUCACCUGUCACAAGGGGAGGUGAGAAUGAGCACUCCCACCCUGCCCAGCAUCACCUACAGCAUCCGACCGGAGACACUGCACUCUCCUCGGGCCCCUCUGCAGCCCCAGCAGAUAGAGGCCCGGGCCCCACAGCGCGUGGGCACGCCCCAGCCAGCCACAACUGGCGUGCCUGCUCUGGCCACACAGCACCCUCCUGAGGAAGAAGUUCACUAUCACCUCCCUGUGGCUCGAACUGCAGCCCCCGUGCAGUCGGAAGUGCUGGUCAUGCAGUCUGAGUACCGGCUGCACCCAUACACCGUUCCCCGGGACGUUCGGAUCAUGGUGCAUCCACACGUGACUGCUGUCAGUGAGCAGCCCCGGGCCGCAGAGGGGGUGGUGAAGGUGCCACCAGCCAGCAAGGCUCCGCAGCAGCUGGUGAAGGAAGCGGUUAAGACUUCAGAUGCCAAAGCAGUCCCGGCCCCGGCCCCAGCCCCAGCCCCAGCCCCAGCCCCUGCCCCUGCCCCUGCCCCUGCCCCAGCCCUAGCCCCUGCCCCUGUUCCUGUCCCCACCCCCGCCCCGCCCCCUCAUGGUGAAGCCCGAAUUCUCACAGUUACCCCCAGCAGCCAGCUCCAGGGGCUGCCUCUGACCCCACCUGUGGUGGUAACUCACGGGGUGCAAAUUGUGCACUCCAGCGGUGAGCUGUUCCAGGAAUACAGGUACGGUGACAUCCGCACCUACCACGCCCCUGCGCAGCUCGCACACACUCAGUUUCCCGUCGGCUCCUCCAUCAGUCUACCCUCCAGGACCAAGACUGCGCAGGGCCCCCCUGAAGGUGAGCCCUUGCAGUCCACGCAGCCUGCACAGCCUGCCCCGUCUACGCAGUCCACGCAGGCCGUACCGCCUGCCCCACCCUGCCAGCCCUCCCAACUCAGCCAGCCUGCCCAGCCACCGAGUGGCAAGAUUCCUCAGGUCUCCCAAGAAGCAAAGGGGACGCAGACAGGAGGGGCAGAGCAGGCCCGCCUCCCAGCCAUCCCCACUAACAGGCCAUCUGAGCCCCACGCUCAGGUUCCAAGGGCACCCGUGGAAACAGCCCAGCCAGCCCACCCCUCCCCGGUGUCAGUCUCCAUGAAGCCCGAGCUCCCAAGCCCUCUCUCCUCUCAGGCCGCCCCAAAGCAGCCAUUGUUUGUCCCUGCCAACUCGGGCACAAGCACCCCACCUGGGCUGGCUUUGCCCCACACCGAAGCCCCGCCAGCCCCCAGACAAGACUCUUCUCUACACGUGACGCCUCAGCGGCCUGUGGACAUGGUCCAGCUUCUGAAGCAGAAGUACCCCAUCGUGUGGCAGGGCCUGCUGGCCCUCAAGAACGACACAGCUGCCGUGCAGCUGCACUUCGUCUCUGGCAACAACGUCCUGGCUCAUCGGUCCCUGCCUCUCUCUGAGGGCGGUCCCCCGCUGAGGAUCGCCCAGAGGAUGCGACUGGAGGCCUCACAGCUGGAAGGGGUUGCCCGGAGGAUGACAGUGGAGACAGACUACUGCCUGUUGCUGGCUCUGCCCUGCGGCCGUGACCAGGAGGAUGUGGUGAGCCAGACCGAAUCCCUCAAGGCUGCCUUCAUCACUUACCUGCAGGCCAAGCAAGCAGCCGGGAUUAUCAACGUUCCCAACCCUGGCUCCAAUCAGCCCGCCUACGUGCUGCAGAUCUUCCCACCCUGUGAGUUCUCUGAGAGCCACCUCUCCCGGCUGGCCCCUGACCUCCUGGCCAGCAUCUCCAACAUCUCUCCCCACCUCAUGAUUGUCAUCGCCUCAGUGUGAGGCGCUCAACGAUCAACCCCUCAGGGCGUUUUCCUGAGGCUCUGCUGCAAAAAAGAAAUGAACACAGAACCGUGGACAACCCAGGCAGGCAGCGGAGGUGCUGAAGGGGCAGAUGACUGCCAGGCGCCCCCAGCUGCCCUCGCCCUUGCCCCGGCCCCGCCCGCCCGCCCAGCUCUGUCUGUGGAUGGAGCUCCUCUGGGGUGGUGCUGCUUGUAUGUUUACAUGAACUUCUCGCCCAGGACAGACCACCAACCCAUGGACGCGCAGAAACCUUAGGGGCUGGGUUUCUCUCCUCGCUUGGAGAGAAAAGGCACCGGGCCGUGGGAUUCUUCUGUUUUGUUAAACAGAAUAGAACAGCCUUUGCACUAAAUUAGUGACUCGCCUAGUGAGCACAGGCUGUGAUCACGCUCCGGACGUGUGUGCGUGAGCACGUGUGGACGCUCAUGCAGGACCUGGGACUCCUGAAGCCUUGGUGUCAAGGAACAUUUCAGUGGGCGUUUGCCCCAUCUCCUCCGGUCCCCUGCUCAUCGGACAUGUCACCUUUCUUAUUCUCCUGCCGCCGCUACCUUCAACUCACCGGAUGUACAGUUUACAGUUGAGUCAAAGCGAACAGAAGGAGUUUGCUUCUUGGCCGGAUGUGGAGAACUUGGGAUGUGUAUAUAUAAAUAUAUAAUAUAUAUAAAUAUAUAUAAUACUGACUUAAAUCAAAUUUCCCUGACAUACAUUUUUUUUAAUCUGUGCCAAAAAUGUGUUUUCAAAGAAAAUCUUAUUUUCAUACUCAGACUUUGUACCGUCACUCAUUUGUAUAAGUGCGCUUCGCUCCUGCACGGGUCCUGCUCCUGCAACAUGGAAGUGUCACAUAGCACCUGUACAGAAGACCUGGCCACUCCGCUCCACUCUUCCUGUGACCUGGACCUCUCCCUGACUUCCUAACACUUAUUAAUUUAUGAAACUGUUUUUCUCAGCGCAGUUUUGUUCUGUGUGUCCAUUGGAUUACAAACUUUAUUAAAAAAUACAAAACA
This is a messenger RNA of Apodemus sylvaticus (European woodmouse), 12190 nucleotides long. RefSeq names its product spen family transcriptional repressor (gene Spen). Gene Ontology annotation, molecular function: mRNA binding. Gene Ontology annotation, cellular component: nucleus. The transcript has 15 exons. The record is from RefSeq and is a predicted model, not a curated record. NCBI's taxonomy places the organism in Eukaryota, Metazoa, Chordata, Mammalia, Rodentia, Muridae. Bases 270 to 11168 code for a protein of 3632 amino acids. Gene Ontology annotation, biological process: regulation of transcription by RNA polymerase II.